Molecule: messenger RNA, 417 nt
Organism: Insectozyma verbasci
Lineage: Eukaryota; Fungi; Ascomycota; Pichiomycetes; Serinales; Debaryomycetaceae
Source: the annotation of a GenBank genome assembly
AUGUCAAAUAUGAAUAAUAAUUCAGGUUCUAAUUCUCAGAAUAUCUCAAACCCAAGUAGGACACAAGUAGAAGAGAAUAAUGUAUUACGUUUAAAAUCAAGUGAAGAUAAAUCAAAGCUGGAAGAUAAAGAUAAAAAGAAGAAGAAAGCGAAAUCAAGUGUUAGAUGGACUGAAGAUGUAAUUGAUAAUGAAAAUAUGAAUAAAAAAAAGACUAAAAUUUGUUGUAUUUUCCAUCCACAAAGAUCAUUUGAUGAAGAAUGUGAUGAUGAAAGUAAUAAUCAUCCUGAAAGUUCAAGUGAUGAAAGUUCUGAUGCAAGUGAAGAUGAUGAACCAAAUAAUAAGGAAGAGAAAAAGCCUAAUGCUUAUGAAUUCCAACCAGAUUAUCACAAGUCUAACCCGACUCCAAAACCGAAUUAA